AUGGUGGAUCACUUGCUGCCUACUGAUGAAUCCUUUUCAUCUACAAGGUCUUCUCUUGGAUACUUUGGGGACAUGACAGCAGGGGUGAGGUCCUACCAGAUGCUGCCCUCUCCCCUGUCAGAAGAUGACAGCGACUCGUCCAGCUUUUGUUCUUGUUCCAGCCCUGACUCCCAGGUUCUCAGCUCCAGCUAUGGAAGCACGUCCAGUGCGGAAAGUCAGGACAGUAUCUUAGACUACUUGUUGUCCCAGGCAUCUUUGGGGAACACUGCUGCAUCAUGGUGGGACAAAAGGAGACUUCAGCCAAUAGUGAAAGAGGAGUACUUCCGGUUGCCUGAAUUUGCUGUGGAUAUGGAAGACUCUGGACCAUUUCAGCCCACGCUUGAGGAAAUUGAGGAAUUUCUGGAGGAGAACAUGGAGUUGGAGCUCAAAGAAAGACCUAAAAGUGAGACCAAGGACUUGAGAGCUUGCAGCCAAGUUUCUGUUGCUUCGCUACAGCAAAAAGACCAUAUGUUACCCAGCGCUAGUUUAAAAGAGGGUAGAAAUGAACGGUUGAGCAGCUCAACAGAAGGUGGCCAGGCUUCAAAUGGAGGAAUGUCCCUGGAGAAUGGGAUACCGGUUAUGCUCCAAAUUCAGCCUGUACAGGUCAAACAGGAGUCCAACACGAGCCCCAGUUCCCAAGGACCAGGACAAGAGAAUAUUAAAAUUGCACAGCUCCUAGUCAACAUCCAAGGACAGACAUUUGCCCUUGUGCCUCAGAUAGUUCAGUCGUCCAAUUUGAACUUGUCCUCUAAAUUUGUUCGCAUUGCUCCCGUCCCCAUCGCCGCCAAACCAAUUGGGCCAGGAGGCAUGAUCCAGGGUCAGACGGGAAUCAUCAUGGGUCAGAAAUUUCAAAAGAACCCUGCAGCAGAACUCAUUAAAAUGCACAAAUGUUCUUUUCCUGGUUGUACCAAGAUGUACACGAAAAGCAGCCAUUUGAAAGCCCACCUGAGGAGGCAUACAGGAGAAAAGCCUUUUGCAUGCACGUGGCCGGGAUGCGGAUGGAGGUUCUCCAGGUCAGAUGAGCUGUCCCGGCACAGGCGCUCCCACUCAGGGGUGAAACCCUAUCAGUGUCCCGUCUGCGAGAAGAAGUUUGCUCGAAGCGACCACUUGUCCAAACAUGUCAAGGUGCAUCGGUUCCCACGAAGCAACCGCUCCAUCCGCUCCGUGAACUGA
Opisthocomus hoazin is the source of this 1212-nucleotide messenger RNA. NCBI's taxonomy places the organism in Eukaryota, Metazoa, Chordata, Aves, Opisthocomiformes, Opisthocomidae. The record is from RefSeq and is a predicted model, not a curated record.